This is a messenger RNA of Nannospalax galili (Upper Galilee mountains blind mole rat), 1521 nucleotides long. Its product is annotated as zinc finger protein 25-like. The annotation marks the transcript as partial. Lineage: Eukaryota; Metazoa; Chordata; Mammalia; Rodentia; Spalacidae. The record is from RefSeq and is a predicted model, not a curated record. The transcript has 3 exons.
AAGGCCUAUGGACUAUUCAUGACCAUGAAGCCAGAGACCAGGAAAGCCAAGAUGGAAAUUCAAGGAAAGAACUCACAAAACGUCAGAAAACUUAUAUCCAACAGGAAAGCUAUGAUUGUAAUGAAUGUGGAAAGUCCUUCUGCCAGAAGUCUUCCCUCAUAACACACCAGCGCACACAUACUGAGAAGGCUUUUGAAUGUGAGAAGUGUGGAGAAUCAUUUUAUAAAAAUGAAGACCUAAAAGCACAUCAGAAAAUUCACACCAGAGAUAAAACCUAUGCAUGCAAAGAAUGUAACAAAGUUUUCUACUAAUUCCAUCUGAGCCUCCGUGCCUCAUCCAUCCGCUCGUGCCUCCUCCAUCCGUGCCGCUCGCUCCCACCCAAUUUGGAACAUCAGAAAACACACACAGGGGAAAAACCCUUUGAGUGUACAGAGUGUGGGAAGUUUUUCUAUGUGAAGGCAUACCUCCUAGUGCAUCAAAAGACACACACAGGUGAGAAACACUUUCAGUGUAAGGAAUGUGGGAACUUCUUUUCUCAGAAGUCACACCUCACAGUACAUCAGAGAACGCACACAAGGGAAAAACCCUACAAAUUUAAGGAAUGUGGGAAACUUUUCUCUAGGAAAUCACACCUUAAAACUCAUCAGAGAACUCACACAGGAGAGAAACCCUAUAAAUGUAAGGAAUAUGGGAAUUGUUUCCACCAGAAGUCAGCCCUCACAGUGCAUCAGAGAACCUACACAGGGUAGAAACACUUUGAAUGUAAUAGAUGUGGGAAAAACUUUUUCUAUAAAUCAGACCUCACUAAACAUCAGAGAAAACAUACAGGAGAGAAAUAUACAGAGUGUGGGAAAUCUUUCUCUGUGAAUUCAGUUCUCAGAUUACAUCAAAGGACUCACACAGGUGAGAAGCCUUAUAAAUGCAAGGAGUGCGAGAAAUCAUUUUCUCAGAAAUCACAUUUUGUCAUACAUCAGAGAAAACACACAGGAGAGAAACCCUAUGAGUGCCAGGAGUGUGGGGAAACCUUUAUCCAGAAGUCUCAACUCACUGCACAUCAGAAAACACACACCGAGAAGAAAAAGGAUAGCAAAUAAUAUUAAUUCAGAAUUUCCAUUUGGAUAGAACUUUCUUCUAUAAUUCACACAAAAGAGAAACCUUAUGAGUAUCAAGAAAGAUAAAAAUUCAGCCACAAUGUUUCCUUAAAGAAUUAUCAGCAAAUGUACAGAAAGAAAUUCUGUAAAUGUAUUAGGAAGGACUUUUUACAACAUGGUACAUUUUCCUAAACAACAGGAAACAGAUGGAAGAAAAUAUAAAGACUGUAAAACAUGAAAGACACUUUUCUGUGAUGACAUCUAGCUUUAUACAAUCAAAGGUACACGGGCAUGAGUAUUUUAAGUAUUCAGAAAUUUUUAUGCAGGUUGCAUCCAUUUUAAAGAGAUCAAGGGGGAAUAAAUGCAAAGAUUGCAACAGAUAUAGAUGCCUUAAUUUAAAAUUUAUGUUUUAUUUAAUAUUGAUCAUAUU